Messenger RNA from Porites evermanni, 681 nucleotides. The record is from the annotation of a GenBank genome assembly. NCBI's taxonomy places the organism in Eukaryota, Metazoa, Cnidaria, Anthozoa, Scleractinia, Poritidae.
AUGUCUAAGGACAAAUAUAACGCUACUGUUGUCCAGCGAUCUGUUCAAAGUGUCCAACAAGCGCUAAUUGAAGGUUUGCCAGAAAAUGCGCCCGUGUUGCAAAGUGUGUUGCAAUGGCGUCUGGUGAGUGAAGCUGAAUUAUCAGCUUCAGAGUCAGCAGAAGGAACCUUAGAAAGAGAAGGAAGCAGUGAAUGGAUUAUAAAUAGAAGAUCCCUACCUGUGGGAAUCUACCAAGUAAAGUUUACUGCUUCUUUUCAAAUUGGAGACUCAGGUGCUCCACAGACUAUUCAGGCGUUCAACUUCGGUUUUAUUGAGGUUAUUGCUGCACCUCUACGAGCCAUCAUUGACGGUGGCAGUAGUGCUCGAUGGGGAUCAGUAGAAACUGUUACAGUGGAUGGUUCACUAAGCUAUGACGGAGACAUUGGCCUUGGUAAUCAUGAUGGAGUCGAAUUUACUUGGUACUGCCGUGAGGCAAUUGAAAAUGGUCCAGUGAGCAAUGAUUGUUUCGGUGCCUUUGUUGAUGGAGCAAAUGCCCUUGCAGUUAUUAUUGACACCAGUGUACUUGAUGUAGGAAAGACAUAUUUCUUAUGUUUAAAUGUGUCCAAAGAUGUGAGGAGUGCCUUUGCUGAGAUGACAUUUGAGAUAGUAGCAGGGCAGAUACCUCAAGUAAAACUGAGGUAA